Molecule: messenger RNA, 2660 nt
Organism: Chara braunii
Lineage: Eukaryota; Viridiplantae; Streptophyta; Charophyceae; Charales; Characeae
Source: the annotation of a GenBank genome assembly
GCACGCGGAAAAGGCGCGUGCGCCCCGCCUACGCACGUCGGCCAUUACCACCCUGCACAAAACAAAAAUUAAAAAUUUGAAAAUUUGGGGGGGGGGGGGNUUCAUGACUUCAGUCCCUGGCUCAACAUGUGUAACACAUCGAAGAGGAGAGGGGAAAGGGGAAAGAGGAAACCACGGAAGGGACGACGGGAGCGCAAGAAAUCCAGGGGUGCGGCUACUAGUAUUCAGAGGGCAGUGACAUUCACGACGGGAGAGAAGGGGGGAGAACGGUCGGAGACAUCGCUACUCGAGUGGCUAGAGAGGGAAUGGAAGAUUAACAAGAAGAAGGAGAGGACACUCACGUUCGGGGCGGGACAACUAUGGAUCAAUGGAUGGCGGAAGAUAAAACGGAACUUCUGGCUAACCAAAGUGAGGUGGAAAGGACACGUGCUAAAACUGGAGGCAACGAGGAGAAUCCUGGAGAGUGGGGCAACAGUUACAUUACAGGGCAUCGCACGAACCACUACGGCAACAGCUAGAAACCUUCAGGAGUUACGAUGGCUGCUGCGAAAACCGCGGAUGAAGGCGAGUUUGGCACAGCGCACCACACACCAGCUGGUCGGUCUCUAUAGGGCAGCGGGCCUACUCGGAGAGAAGAAGACGAAGAACGAUCUGAGACUGAGCAUUAACAAAGCGAUUCGGAUCAAGACGGGGAUUGGAGUGAGGAAACGGGUUACGAUCAAGGUGAAGUACGACAGCACAAUGUUGAAGCAGCGGAUAAGAACGACAACGGAAAUGGUGGUGGACAAGAGGGUCGAGGACGCGACAAUCGCGAGUUUGAUAAAAAGGAAGAUUCGGGUCGUAAAAGUCUCUAGGAGAGGGAGGAUAUGCACGCUCAGUAGGACGAAGCGGAAGGAAGAAGGCUAUGUUAGGAUGGACUUUGAGACCAUCUACAAAAUGGUGGACUACGAUCUAGAGCAUGCGUAUGUGAUAUGCGGGGAGAUGAUCAAGAGACAGACCUCGGGAAUUCCGAUGGGCAAGUCUCUGAGCCCAGUUCUGGCCACCAUCACAUGCGUGAUAGCGGAGAUGAAGUUCAUCACGAGUCUGGGAACGGAUAGCCGGCUGGUGAGGGGCUGGCGCAUUAUUGAUGAUAUAACCGUAAUUGUGGGGACGAUGAGCAAUGAGCAGAUAAAGGGGAGAGCCGGGGAGAUUUUCGAGAAAUUUGAACAGAGCUAUGACAGUAAUCUGCAGCUGGAAAGGAAGGACAAUCAACGGGAUUGGUGGCGUUUUCUGGGAGGGAAAUUCUUCAUUAUCCAUCAGCCACUGCGUCUGGCGUUCGUACCAGAAACCAAGAACGUCGAUAGUUUGAGAGAGGACAAAAGGAUCAAGUACAAGUCGAUGCAAGACUUCAGCUCCUACUCGGAGAAGAAAGCAAAGAAGGCUACUUUAUCCGCCACUCUGAAGAGGUUGUGGGACUCAUCCACGUGUAAAGUCCUGGUGAUAAGCUCGCUAGCAUAUGCCGUCCACGAGGCAAACCUCCGGGGAUACACCCCGGAGGUCUCUCUGGGUGCUCUGGCCAAGUUGGCCAAAGCUACGGGGGACACAACGGAGGAGAUUCGCCUCCAGUUAGAAACGAAUCUGAACGAGAAGUGGAGACAACAAACGGCGCAGGCGGAACAAGCAGCGCAGAAGGCCGCGCAUCAGGCAAUACAGCAAGCAGCACAGCUGGCGGCACAACAAGCGGCGGAGCUAGCGGUACGGCAAGCCACAGAGCGCGCAGCACAGGCUGCGGAAAACCUGAGACGUACGAGUGGCUUCGAACUUAAUGGGGAUGGGCGACGUGAUCCGAACCGGAGUACACGAGGCAAGAAAACGACAACGGUAGAGAAUGAGGAUACGAACAUGGAGGGGAGCGACACCUCAGACUCGCAGCUCUCGGACACUGACGAAUCCGAUGAGGAUUUAAAGAAGAUUAUUAUAAAACUACGGAAGGCGAGGAAGGCGAAGAAGAAUCAACGGAAGGAGAAGGGCAAGGGACCAGCAGCACCUCUGAAGCAGCAGGCUUGUAAAACAACAACGGAGAAAGGCGAAUCUUCUAGGGGGAAGAGAUACGUACCGUGUGAUGAUGACCUGAGAUGUGCGAAUGACAUCGGAGCAGGAUUUGGAACGAAUGACAUCGAAGUAGGAUUUGGAACGGAGACGGGAGGAUUAAGGGACUACAACACACCUCGAAGACUUGCGGGUAUGCGUUUCGGCAUGGGGAGGACGGAGGAAGAUUGGAAUGUAUGUGACGAACCACGUACGCCACAGAAGGUCUUCUCGACAAAGAAGGCGCCUGCACUCCGCAAGAUCUGCCAGAAGAAGGGAAUCAAGUACACUAAAAAACCGGAGGUGAUAGAUCUACUGGCGCGGGAGCAGGUGAUGACGACCUAUGAUGGUUUCAAUGAGGGGGACCGAAGUACAGCGGGACAAUCGACCAUUCGUCUCGGAGAGACGACACCAGCAACCACAGGUGGAGAACGACCAGGUAGCAGAGAUCGCACACCAAGAUCGGCACCAUCGAGACUGAACAGCGACAUCUCCACGGAGGGGGAGAGGCGGGAAUCUAGUUGACUACCUGUUCCCCCGACGAACGUUGUGCUGUGGGAGCAUCUGAAGACUUACAUGGCACAGCGAACCAC